ACUGCACAUCAAGGUACUUUGUGAACGGAAAACAGAAAACGAAAUUAUAUACCAGGACCUUGUUGUGUAGCCUGAAUUUUUAAAAUUUUGAACUUGGUUUAUUAGAUACAUGCACUAACUUCAUCCAUUGUCCACAGACUCGUGAAUUGUUUUUUUCACAUUAUUUUGUCAUGAAGAACGUAAUAUUCUUAUGAGAUUUAUGACUUAAGAGCUAUAGGAUUUAAGAAGUGCUUUUCUAUGGAUUUAAAACUAUACGAUUUCCAAAUCUCAGAAUUUAUAUAAAGCCUAAUGACAACGGAAACACUGAAAGAGGAGGAUAUCGGUAAUUGCGAAUGCAGUGAAAAAAUAUCUGAGGAAAAGAUCUCAAUUGAAGAUACCGAUGAUGAUGAUGAUGAUUAUAAAUUAACUUUAAAAAAUCUUUGGGGUACAGAUAUAGCUAAUUAUUUUUUACAUCCAAAUUUUCAAAAAACUACAAAAAUUAAAACAAUUACAAAUCAAUCAAUUACCAAUCAAUCAAUUCCAAAUCAAUCAAUAAAUGAUAAUCUUUUCAUUGGUGGUUAUCCAAACGGUAUGUUACAUGGUGCUCGUAUACCAUUUCAUUAUAAAUUAAAAUCAUGGUUAUUUGAUUUAAAACAAAUUAAUAUGAAUCAAUCAAUUGAUAAUCGAAAAUCAAUAAAAUCGAUCAAAUCAAUGAAAUCAAUAAAAUGUCCUAUUAUUUCUCAUUCACCAAUUAGAACAAAUAGUGUAUUUAAUUUAAUUGAUUUAUUAAAAUAUCAUAUAGGAACAAAUUAUAGUGCACAAUAUUUAUGGAAUUUAUUAAGAUAUAAAUCAUAUGAACAAUUAAUUAAUUAUGAAAAACAAUUAACUAAUGAAGAACAAAUUACAUAUAGUGCAUUUACACAUGAAUAUGUAUUAAAGGGGAAAGAAAAGCCACCUUUAUGUGAUUUUAUUCGUGAAAAUCCAUCAAAUUCAUUAAUGAAUAUCAUGAAACAAUUAAAAUCACCAUCAAUUGAGAAACAAUUACGUAAAAUGAAUUUAUCUGUAUCAUGGGCUAAUAGAAAUCAAGAUCAAUUUCGUAUGAUCUCAUUUCAACAAAAUUUAAAAGAUGCAAUCAAAUCCAUUGAAACUAAUCAGUUCACAUCUUCAUUAUUGAAUAAUAAUCAAAUGAAAAUAAAGCAUGAAUUGGAUUCGAACUUAAAAUUGAAUGAUCAACAAGUUGAUCAAUUAAUGUCAUUCUAUCCUACCUUGAAAAAUAAACAAAAUGAAACAUUCAUUGAUAAUGAUAUUCAACCAUUAGAAAAUUACUUUCCAGAUUACUCUAAAAUACAAGAUUCCAUCAAAAAAGUAUCAAAAUUACCUAAUAGUGAAAGUAUGACAAAGAAGUCAACCAAAUCAUUUGAUCAUUUAUCAUUUUGGCAUGCAAAUCAAUCAAUCAAGUCUCCAAAGAAAACUGAAAUAAAAUAUCAAUCUAUAAACAAUAAACAAGAGAAAACUUCAUAUCAACUUAAAUCUUUAAGAAAACCAUCUAAUAUUUCAAUAUCUACUUCAUCAAUUGAUAAGAAAUUACAACCUCUUUGUUGGUCUGAUCUACUUGAAACCAAUAAACAAAGAGAUUAUUCUAAACAAAUUAGUGGAUUAUAUUCAUCAUUAUCUAAUGAGAAUUCAAGAAAUAAUUCAAUGGAUUGUUCAUUUAUAAAGAAAACAUUAUGGAAACCAGCUAAAGCAAUUGUAUCAUAACUUUAUAAUAUCACUUUGUCUUCAUCAUCUUCUUCUUCAUCGUUGUCCACACUGUCAGGAUACUGUAACUUGGUGAAUUAUCUUUGCUUUUUUUAUAUUAUUCAGAAUCUCAAUGAUAACAAAGAGUUAUUAGAAAAAAAAUAACGCUGAAUGGUUGUUUCGUUCUAAUAUGGGACUACUAAGCAAAGCGCAUAUGAAACAGUAUCAUACAAGGAAUUGAAACCAAGACUUAUGGUAUCGUACAUGAAUGCUUAAACACUAGACUAUUGAGUCGGCUUACAUUAGUGUAUACAUCCAAAAUUUUAGUUAGUUCAUGAUAUUGUGCGAUUGUUUUCGUCUUCGUGUUGUCUAAAUCUUAUUUUCCAACUAUUCAAAGUAUUGUCACAUACUUACUUACGCCUGUUACUUUUCGUGAAGGAGCAUAGACCGCUCACCAGCAUUCCCCAUCAAACACUGUCCUGGGCAAUUCUUUCCAGCUCCUUCUAGUCGUUAUUCAUCCUUUUCAUAUCUGCUUCUAUUUCCCCACGUAAUGUGUUCUUUGACCUUUCUCUUUUCCACUUCCCUUCAGGAUUCCAAGUCAGGGCUUGCCGUGUGAUGCAGUUUGACGAUUUGCGUAAUGUAUGUCCUAUCCAUUUCCAUCGUCUUUUCCUAAUUUCCUCUUCGUCUAGAGGCUGGUUUGUUCUCUCCAACAGUAGACCGUUGCUGAUAUUGAGUAUCUUGAGUAGACAAUUGUUUAUAAAUACUUGUAUCUUCUUGAUGAUUGUGGUAGUUCUCCAAGUUUCAGUUCCAUACAGU
This is a messenger RNA of Schistosoma curassoni, 2532 nucleotides long. NCBI's taxonomy places the organism in Eukaryota, Metazoa, Platyhelminthes, Trematoda, Strigeidida, Schistosomatidae. The record is from the annotation of a GenBank genome assembly.